This is a messenger RNA of Punica granatum (pomegranate), 1217 nucleotides long. The record is from RefSeq and is a predicted model, not a curated record. Lineage: Eukaryota; Viridiplantae; Streptophyta; Magnoliopsida; Myrtales; Lythraceae.
AAGAAAAAAAGGUCGAAGGGGAAGUAAUUUCUAGAAUGUGGUAGACCGCCGCCAUAAAUUCCGAUUCUCCUCUCUAAAUCGGGAGAGGAUCGAAUCUGAGUCCGCGCCUUAUUUCUGUUGAAGGGUCGGAGCAUCUCCGUCUUCCUCCUCCGCUCAGUGAUUGUUAGGUUGAUUUGGUCACUAAAUUCGCUGACACUACUUCAAAUUACUCGAUAGUAGCCCAGACCGAUGGCAGAGGAGGGUCACCGAGUUUCAUUGAACAUUUACGACUUGAGCCAAGGCCUUGCUCGGCAACUCUCCACAGCUUUCUUGGGGAAAGCAAUUGAAGGCAUUUGGCACACAGGGGUCGUGGUUUAUGGGAACGAGUACUACUUUGGGGGAGGAAUCCAACACGCCCCCGUUGGGACGACUCCUUAUGGGACACCGCUCCGCAUUGUAGAUCUCGGUGUCACUCAUAUCCCACAGGAUGUCUUUGAGACGUACUUGGAGGAAAUCAGCCCUCGGUACACGGCUGAGACCUACAGCCUUCUCACGCACAACUGCAACAACUUCAGCAAUGAGGUGGCGCAGUUCCUGGUUGGGGCAUCCAUUCCUGACUACAUCCUACAGCUCCCUAUUGAAGUUAUGAGCAGCCCAAUGGGUGCUUUGAUUUUGCCUAUGAUUCAGAACCUGGAGACAACACUCAGAGCAGGGGCAGUUCCUCAGGUACCGCAAUUCAAGCCUCCUUCCAUGACCUCGCCUUCCUUGAAUCCCUCAGCUGGUCCGGCUAGUUCGGAAAAGAAGGCAGCAGUGCCCCAGCCGCCUGAGGCCGACAAAGAGAGAGAAGAUAAGAAACCCGAGUCCAAGGAGGCAAAGGCAUCAUCAAAUGGAUCGGCCAGCUCUGCAGCUCAGGAUGGAAGUGCAGUCCCAGGAGAUCCUCUCGGAAGCGCUCGGAACAAGGUGCAGGAGGAGAUCACGGCUGAGUUUGUGGCUCUCAUGGCCAGUGGGACUCUGAGAGCUAGUGAGGCCGCAGCCUUAGCAACAAAGAAAGUGAUGCAGAGAUAUGGGCACAUGAACGUUGCCCAGAGUUGAAACUCUUUGUUUCAUUUUUUCGUUGCCUGAUAUAUAAAGUGAGCUAUCAUUGUAUUGUCUCCUCCACAAAUUGUGGGGUUGAGAAGUGUACUAAAAUUGGAUUCCUCUCCUUCUGUCAUCUAUGAGACCAUUUGCUCUUUCAUUAA